Messenger RNA from Orbicella faveolata, 1925 nucleotides. RefSeq names its product methanethiol oxidase-like. The record is from RefSeq and is a predicted model, not a curated record. NCBI's taxonomy places the organism in Eukaryota, Metazoa, Cnidaria, Anthozoa, Scleractinia, Merulinidae. Gene Ontology annotation, molecular function: selenium binding; protein binding.
UGCACGCGAUUACCGUAUUAGGUUUUGUUCGAGUGAGUGAUUCAGCAGUAUUUCUGUUACCCAAGUUCAUCAGACGGACCGAUUGCGGAAGCACUAUGAGUGAAGUAGAUCCGUGCAAAUGUGGUCCGGGGUAUGCCACCCCUUUGGACGCCAUGAAAGGUCCCAGGGAGAAAUUGUUGUAUUUGCCAUGUAUCCGUAGUAACACGGAGAUAGAAAAGCCUGACUACCUUGCCACCGUUGAUGUCGAUCCAGAAUCUCCUUCUUACGGCCAGGUCAUUCAUCGCCUGGCGGUUCCUCAUUUGGGAGAUGAGUUACAUCACAGUGGCUGGAACGCCUGCAGUAGCUGCCAUGGCGAUCCUAAUCAGAAAAGAAACCGCCUGAUAAUGCCGUCACUUAGUUCCAGCAGGAUUUACAUCUUUGACGUAGAAACUGAUCCAAAGGCACCACGCAUACACAAGAUUGUUGAACCAGAAGAGGUCACCAAGAAGACAGCUCUGGGCUACCUUCAUACAACGCACUGCCUGGGAAGUGGAGAGGUCAUGAUCAGUGCCAUGGGAACACCGGAAGGAAAUGAGGAAGGAGGUUUCGUUAUCCUCGAUGGCAAGACCUUUGACGUCAAAGGACGCUGGGAAGGUGAAAACAAAUCAGCACCAAUGGGGUAUGACUUUUGGUAUCAGCCUAGACACAAUGUGAUGAUAAGUUCUGAGUGGGGAGCGCCUAGCGCUUUUACCAAAGGAUUUAAGGUGGAGGACGUGGCUGCUGGCAAAUACGGAUCUCGCUUGCAUGUGUGGGACUGGACCUCACGAACCAUUCAACAGACAAUAGACUUAGGAGCUGGUACCGUUCCCCUGGAGAUAAGAUUCCUGCACGACCCCGAUCAGACGCAGGGAUUUGUGGGAUGUGCGUUGAGCAGCACGGUGGUACGAUUCUUCAAAAAUGAGGAAAAAACUUGGAGUGCUGAGACUGUGAUUAAAAUUCCAAAUAAGAAAGUGGAAGGCUGGGCUCUACCGGAAAUGCCAGGUCUGAUAACAGACAUUCUUCUUUCGCUGGAUGACAAAUACCUGUAUUUGAGCAACUGGCUUCAUGGAGACAUCAGACAGUAUGACGUAACAGACACCAAAAACCCAAAACUAGUCGGACAGGUAUUUAUCAGUGGCAGCAUAGUCAGUGAUGGCCCAGUGAAGGUGACAGAGGACUCUGAACUGAGCGGACAGCCUGAGCCGUGUUACGUGAAGGGGAAGCGAGUGGAAGGAGGACCGCAGAUGAUUCAGCUCAGUUUGGAUGGCAAACGGCUUUAUGCCACAACAUCGUUGUUCAGUGUGUGGGACAAUCAGUUCUACCCUAAUCUCUCCAAAAAAGGCAGCAUGUUGCUGCAAGUUGACGUUGAUUCAGUGAAUGGCGGGCUCAAGUUGAAUCCUGAUUUCUGUGUGGACUUUGGAGAAGAACCUGACGGACCAGCUCUCGCUCAUGAAGUGCGUUAUCCGGGGGGAGACUGCUCCUCUGACAUAUGGCUUUAAAAUUCCUUAAAUCCUCCAAUCAAAUUAUUUUCCUUGCCAGACGAACAUUCGGAACACCAAAGGAUUUACAUCACGUAUAUAUCAGACUUUCCUGUUAUUUUCCCUAGUUUGAAUAAAGUUCACAUAAUUUCUUUUCAAAUAUCACCUUCAAAAUUGUUCCUAAAGUGUUUUUCAAUGACUGAUAGGUAAAAUACUUUUUUUUUUUUAAAUUAUCACUAUUAUUAUUUUAAUUUACAAACAGUUUACAACAUGUCAUAAAUAUCUACUUACUUAACAACAUAUUAUUUUUUUUGUUAACCUAAUUACUUCACAACUUCACAUAAAUCUAUAGGUUAGUAAACGUAAAAAAGAAAGAGAAGACAAGAACAGUAAAGCAAUAAAGACGAAAAAUAAAAAAAAGUUACAAAA